Messenger RNA from Alosa alosa (allis shad), 1649 nucleotides. RefSeq names its product GRAM domain-containing protein 2B-like. Lineage: Eukaryota; Metazoa; Chordata; Actinopteri; Clupeiformes; Clupeidae. The transcript is spliced from 13 exons. The record is from RefSeq and is a predicted model, not a curated record. The coding region runs from base 106 to 1158 and encodes 350 amino acids.
GUUGAAAGAGAGAGUGGCGGUUAAUGGACAAUCAGGCUGUCAGAUAGACUGACAGGCGCAGAGAGGAAGUCUUAUCAUUGGCAUAAGCACUAACAAACAGCAGGCAUGAAGAGACAGGACAGAAGGUUCUCUCUGGACUCUCUGGAAUACUCAGUUGGUGGUCUGGAGAAUGGAGGACUGUUGGGGAAGGGCCCUAGAGGGAGCCGCUACCGGCGGGCAUCUGAUACCAUGAAGAGUGCCAGUCUAGAGGAUGCCCAGCUGCAGUUCCUCGACCUCAACAGGAGCCUCAACCUGAGGCAACAAACAAUAGAAGAGGAGCGUUUGGAUCAAGUAGACGGCAGCAUCACCCGCCAUACUUUUAUGAAUCACAACAAAACAUUCCACAAAAUAUUCCCAGAUAUUCCAGAGGAAGAAGACCUAACUCAUGCGUUCACCUGUUCCCUGCAGAAGGAGGUGCUCUAUCAUGGCAAGCUCUAUGUGUCCCGCCAACACAUCUGCUUCUACUCCUCUGUGCUGCUCAAGGUCACCAAGGUGAUAAUUGAGGUGGAGAGCAUUCAAACUGUGAGGAAGAAGAACACAGUGAAAGUGCUGCCCAACGCGCUGUCGAUAAUCACCAACAAUGGAGACAAGUACCUGUUUGUGUCCCUACGGAAUCGCCAUUUAUGUUACGAGCUUCUUCUUUCAGUGUGUCCUCACCUCCAGGUUGACAACGGAAUGAGUAGUCCCCAAAUAUCCCAGGACAGCAUUGACCGAGAAAUUGACAUGAUGUCCAGCCACUCGAGUCAGGAUGGGAGUGUGAGUCGGCGGACCAGUGUGGAUGACCCACUUCCUCAUGACUCUCCCUAUCCAGACCUGGCCAAACAAUCUUCGGAGUUAGCCAGGACCAGCUCGAGUCGGACGAGCAGCCUCAGCAAGGAUGGCUAUUCCACAGAGGAUGAGAAUGCAGCAGGUAGAUCGUGGAUGUCUUUUGGAUGGGAGAAAGUCAAGCCAUUCGUCUUUGUGGGAGAAUCAAGAAACGUCAGCUCACUCCUCCUCAUUUACGUCCUACUGCUUGUGCUGCUCCUCCUGUCCUCUAGCUACAUUGGCCUGCGCUUAGUGGCCUUGGAGGAACAACUGAGUGCUCUCAGCUCCUUGCAGGAAGAAUACAAGGAAACAUAGUCUUUCAUUCUGAUGAAGGGUUGAGCCAUCACGUUCCAAGCACGAGUGGGCAACAUUCCUCUCCACCUAGCCAGACGCCACAGUGACGCUCUAGGACAGAAAAGAAGAAAGAGCCAAGACUGGAGUGGAGAAUGAAACCACACGGUCCACUGACUCUAGAUCAGACGCCUGUGCACCUCCCACUCCGUACACCUGUGUGUCUGAUCAAAGCCUCGUGUGGGAGGUGCUGGUGGGAGAGCCUCAUUCUCAUUCUUGUCCCAUCUCAGGGUUGAUCGAUUCCACUGCAUCCCAUAUGAACCAUCCCCCAACAUGCCAUUUGAAAAAGUCAACUGACAUCUGACACAGUACAUGACACAAUGCUUCCAUAUAAAGAACUUGUAUCAACUGGUUAUGCCUGUAACAUGUCAUAUCUGAUUCCAGAAAAUUUUCAUUUUCAUUCAUUAUUUUUUUCAAUUCAGUUCUCAGAUUUCAAAGAAAAAAACAUAUAUAAU